Bipolaris zeicola 26-R-13 is the source of this 156-nucleotide messenger RNA. RefSeq lists its product as uncharacterized. The record is from RefSeq and is a predicted model, not a curated record. Gene Ontology annotation, molecular function: structural constituent of ribosome. The transcript has 3 exons. Gene Ontology annotation, biological process: translation. NCBI's taxonomy places the organism in Eukaryota, Fungi, Ascomycota, Dothideomycetes, Pleosporales, Pleosporaceae. The coding region runs from base 1 to 156 and encodes 51 amino acids. Gene Ontology annotation, cellular component: ribosome; cytosolic large ribosomal subunit.
AUGCCGAGCCAAAAGUCAUUCCGCACCAAGCAGAAGCUUGCCAAAGCGCAGAAGCAGAACCGCCCCAUCCCUCAGUGGAUUCGCCUGAGGACCGGCAACACCAUCAGGUACAACGCCAAGCGACGACACUGGCGCAAGACCCGUCUCGGUAUCUAA